Messenger RNA from Parnassius apollo (apollo), 972 nucleotides. The record is from the annotation of a GenBank genome assembly. NCBI's taxonomy places the organism in Eukaryota, Metazoa, Arthropoda, Insecta, Lepidoptera, Papilionidae.
AUGGAAAUAGAUAGCGUUUGCCUAGCAGAUAGCUCAGUAGACAACAAGUUAGUUCGAUCAAAAUUUGAUGUAUCUGAUUUUGAUCAUGGACAAUAUGUUGCUGUGAUGUGGAAAAAUAAAUGGACCCGUGGUGUUGUAUCUAUGGAAAGUCAGUUUUUAAUUUGGCUUAUUGACUAUGGCAUUUUCUUGCGACCAACCAUUGAUACUGUUUAUGUCAAUUUACCUCUUGAAUACAGAAAAUAUCCAAGUAAAGUUUUUGAAGCUAGUGUACACGGUGUUACUCCUGUGGACAAGAUUCUUACUCAAGACUGUCAAAUCAAAAAUAAUGUUACAACAGUGUGGAAUGAAGGAGUUACUGAAAAAGCUGAAGAAUUGAUAAAAUUAGCCAACAGGACACACUUUGUGCCUAUUGCCUUAUUAUCCUCAAAACAUAAUGAUGUUGUACUUGGGGAUUUAUAUCUUGAGAUGCCAGACAACCAUAUUGUUAACUUGAUUGAUGAAUUAGAAACUUGGCCUGUUUUUUUGGAGAAAAAUAAAGAGGACUAUAUUAAAAAUCUUACUUCUUUUUAUGUAAGUCGGAGAAAACACCGCGCUUGUAUAUUAAAGCCAGACAUUGCACAUUCAAAGUUACCUGUUAUGAGUUUGGAAACAUCUUUAGAUGAAUAUAGCGCCAUCUGUGCUAUGAGCCAGCAACAAAGCACGAAACCGCAAUGUGAUUCAGGUUCGGAAGAUGGCAGCACGGUACUAGAUGUAAAAUGUAACUUUAAAAAAGAAGAAAAAGCUUUCAAGUUGACCCACGACGAAAUUAAAAAAUAUGCAAACAUGUAUGUGUGCGUGCGUGGACGAGAAUAUAAUGUAUUAAAUGUCCUAAUAAAUAAAAUCCGUGACCUAAAUAUGUGCGAACGUUACAAAGAUCACGAUUUAAAAUCUGUUGGAUGUGGUAUAACACACAGGCGAUCUGGUAAGAAUUAA